This is a messenger RNA of Paecilomyces variotii, 4108 nucleotides long. RefSeq names its product putative lipase. The record is from RefSeq and is a predicted model, not a curated record. Gene Ontology annotation, biological process: lipid metabolic process. The transcript is spliced from 2 exons. NCBI's taxonomy places the organism in Eukaryota, Fungi, Ascomycota, Eurotiomycetes, Eurotiales, Thermoascaceae. The coding region runs from base 233 to 3850 and encodes 1205 amino acids.
CCGUGAUUCGCAACAAUAAUUAGUUAGAGUAGAACCCUGGUAUCCUGAUGAUGACCCUACCUAUUCUCGUCCCAUGCAGCGUACCUGACCCAGAGACAUGUCAUCUCAUCUUGACGUGGCGUCCGAUGGCUGAUCUUCCUGAUCUUCCUGAUCUUCCCUGAUCCCCUCUUCAGUUUCAUCGAAUACAUAACGCGCAACCACGGAAUUGUGGCCUGUUCCCAAUGCGCUCGUCAUGUCCGAGCAUCAGGACAUAAGAAAGGCUCCAGUAAAACAAGACGAGAUCAGAUCGAACACGGAACAUGAUCUCGACAAAGCGGAGAAUGCAAGCCAUGUCCGUCCAACGUCCGGGAGUACGCUCCUUCCAAGGCCUGUUGCAUCCUUGGUAUCCUUCUUUGCGCAAUCGACUUCGCUUUCUCUCCGACUGGGUAGUCUAUUCGGUGGAGCAGCGAUUGAUGGAGCCAGAGUGACAACCCUGACGGGUCUGGAAUUAAGCAGGGCGGUUAUCGAAGGCAUCUUGACCCGGGCUGGGCGAGAUAUCGCUAUCAGAAGUCAUGGUGAAUUGGGGAGGGCAGAGGCAGAGUCUCUCUUCGAGAGAAGUCUUGCGACUUUGCAUUCAACAGUCACCUCCGCGUCCUUCUUUGCAUCCGCGGGCUUUCAUCUCUCUUCCGCAACUCUGUCGUCGGUCUCAAAUCUUUCACAAAGCCUACUGUUCGCCCUGGACUCGAUACUGGGUUCUACAGAGUCGUCACGAGCUAUCGCGGCAAUUAUAACUCUGAUUCGAAAGGAAUUUAAUGGUAUGGAGAUAGAUAACGAAGGACAGAAGAUUGGCGUGGGAGAUCUAUUAGUAGGAUCAAUUGGGUUUGCCUUGCUUCAACGCUGGGGAAAGAGGAAUACAGAGAGAGAGAUCCGUGAAGGCGGCGGAGAAGAGACUGUCUGGGAUGUGGUCAUUCUGGAUAACGGUGUGAGAGCCGAUGUCAUAGGGACUCAGCAGAUCGGAUACACGAAUGAACCUCAGGACAACUUCGAUGGUGAAUCCCGGCGUCCAGCUUCGUUCUUGUCUCCCGGGAAAGACGAAGAAGCUUUCGAUGCUGUCGAGCGAGAGAGGGCCUCGGCUGCUGUUCUCCGUCAUCCUCAUCUAGACCUGUCCGCCGAGAGUCAACAUCAGAUAUCAGAUGAUGAUAUCAGACGCUACAUCAUGAGUCAACUACCUGAAGGGUGUCACGCAUCUAUCAAAACGGAGACUGUCACUGCGCGCACCAUUACUGUGGACAUUUUUGAUGACGAUACUGAGAUCACUGCUCCCCCCGGUACAAUGUUGAUUGAAGAAAGGUUUCAUCAUGAUCCUAGCUACAUGCCUGGAAAAGAAUCGCGGAAUACUGCAAACGCUCCAAAACAUACUGUGGUGUUCAGAACGGCGUUGAACCGGUCUCAAAGUGCAGAGUUGCGCCGUGAAGAGUCUAGUGGCCCUCCGACUUCCUCUGGGUUCGAAUCAGGUGAAGAGCAUACUAUUUCUGGGGACACGGAUAAUAGCCAUAUGUGGCACUCUUUUGCUACUGAAAUCACAGAUAUGGACUAUCCUGACAGCCAUAGAGCUUCGGUAGCAAAUAAUCGUGAUAGAAACGACAGGCCGUCUAACACUGCCCUCGACCAAGCUUCUGAUUUCCGUGAAGAUAUCAUUAAGGAGGACUCUCUGCUUCAACCACCUUCAGAAGAGAGAAAAAUCACCUCGAACACGUCGAGACCUGUCACUCACAAACGCCCUCGCAACAAACAAAGCUCCUCCUCGUUAAGCGGUAAUGAAAAGGGGACGUCCGGAAAGAAGUCUCUUUCAAAAUUCGCCCAAAAAGUCAAGCAGACCGCUGAAGAGAGAUCAGAACAUAAAAAGAGGGCGCCUGCUAAGUCGGGAUCAAGAGCCCGCCCUGGCCGGCCUUCUGAUACCUCCCAGAGCAAAGAGAAGGAGCCUAAAGACGCUGGCUUGAAGAGGGCGUCUGCUCCUCAUGGUCUAUUUAGAACGCAAACCUCCAGGAUUAAGCCAUCACCGAAUGCGCACUAUCCUAGUGAACCAGGCGUAACACCUCCAGCAGUGAACAGGAACAAACCUCAACCGCGGUUACCAGUUAGUCCUACGUUGAGGUCUACUCCGUCCCCAACCGCUAGAAGGCACCCCCGCGAUCUCCAUGGGCGAACACCGUCAAGGUCAGAUUAUUAUUCCGUGCGUGAGAAGAGCAGGGAGUCUUUCAUUGCGCAGACAGACAGCUACUCUGUACGAUCUGUCGAUACGCGGCCUGGAUCUGCUCUCGCUAAGACCCAUCUUCGAAGCGAUAGUGCCCUGUCUGCUACGUUAUCGGAGAAAGAUAUGAUGGUGUCUGCCGAUGGCGAAGUUCGCCCAGGCUCAUCCACGAUACACAGAAGAUCAGGAUCAUUUGUGCCUAGCAUUUAUUCUCUAGCGACGGCGGGAUCACAGGCAUCCCUUAUACUUGCUCCUCGCCCACGUAAGAGUGUCUACGAUGAUCAAGCAACACUGAUAGAGCUUAGCCGCAAUGGCACGGUGCCUGGCAUAUUUCCGGCAAAUCAUUUAGUGCAUAACGUUCGGCGUUUCUGCCGCUUCGCAUCUGCAUCAUACGGUUCAAACGCUCUUAAAGUGAUGGGAAUUUCCCAGGCGACAAAAGCCAUUAGCUCUAUACGUUCAGAUCAUCAUGAGCAUUGUUCAUUUUCGGACCACACCGGCCUUCCUCCUAGCACAAUACUCCUAUCAUCCUUUGUUGAUCCAGAAGGCGGCUCGAACUCCAAAGGCGAGACGGGAAUGGGAUUUCCCCUUGUCCAUUAUCUUUCUAUAGAUCACGAGUCUAAAGCCAUCAUCUUGACACUAAGGGGGACAUGGGGCUUUGAGGAUAUCUUGACAGACGUGACUUGCGACUAUGAUGACCUCGAAUGGCAGGGGAAGAACUGGAAAGUUCACAAAGGAAUGCUUGCCUCGGCACGGCGCCUCCUGGAAGGUGGCGGUGGCAGGGUCAUGCUGACUAUCAAAGCGGCAUUAGAGGAAUUCGUCGACUAUGGUGUCAUAUUCUGUGGACAUUCUCUUGGUGGUGGUGUUGCGUCCUUACUUGCAAUACUGAUUUCCGAACCAAAUACUGGCUCUAAUGGUCCAUCAUUUGUCACUGCUUCUUCCCUGUCGGCAGCCAGGCCGCUGCUGCUAACAGCAGGCCACCGAGAACAAGAACAAGCCCAUAUGGCAUAUUCGUUACCCUCUGGUCGCCCGAUCCAUGUUUAUGCCUAUGGGCCCCCCGCAGUGAUGUCCCCGUUUUUAAGACGGGCAACGCGUGGAUUGAUAACAACCGUGGUCAACGGCCAGGAUGUGGUUCCGAGUCUCUCGCUUGGUAUCUUACAUGAUGUGCAUGGGGUCGCGCAGGCUUUCAAAACCGACACCUCCGGCGCCAAGUCGCAUAUCCGAUCUCGAAUAUGGGAGGCACUGAAGCAGAGCAUUAUCAACAAAUUUUAUGUGAACCAACCCCCCAUAAUAGUCAAUGCUGGAGAGGAAGCCGGCGAUGACGCCUGGGCCUGGGCGGCGUUGAAGACUCUACGUGCAGAGAUGGUGGCACCGAAACUUGUGCCGCCAGGGGAAGUAUUCGUUGUCGAGACAAUGCGUGUUUUGCAACGAGACGCCUUUACUUCAAAUGUAGGCAAUGAUGGCUUUCUCGGACGGCCUGCCACCAGAGUGCAGUUUAAAUUUGUCCGUAAUGUCGAGGCCCUAUUCUCAGAGCUGAGAUUUGGUUCAGGUAUGCUGGGGGAUCACAAUCCAGCUAGAUAUGAAGCUAGCCUUGCAGCCUUAGCUCGUGGCGCUUUGGAUUGACUUGCGAGUCACGGACGAAAAUAUCGAAUCUUUCAUGCAACUCUGUAAAAAUCGACAUGUCGUUUAUGGAUCUGGCUCAUUCCAUCAUGCGAGCUAACUGGGGUAAUGACAGGAUAUGGUGUUCUCAGAAGGAUUUUGUGAUUGCAAGACAGAUAUAUACCCAGCUGGUGACACGACACUCGUUUGAUUUCAUUUCAGUUUCGUCGGCACAUAUUAGAUAGAUAUAUAGACAACGAGAAUAGGAUACAUAUUUUCAUG